AUGUGCCUGGGCAGGACCGAGGAGGAGAAGGCAGCAAAAAUCAGUGAUAGUACACACAUAAAGCAUCUCUCGAUGGGUGUAAAGUCUAAAGCUAAUAAGGCUCGUCUCAGAAAUAUUCAGUCUGCACUUUCCAAGUCCCGCAAAGCCACAGUCGAAAAUGUCUCUGACUCUGAGGAGGACUCCAGCUGCAGUGAUUCUGAAGAUGAUAUGGAGUUCAGUGUGGAAGAAGAGGGAGAUAUACAGGAUGAAGCAGCACUUCUCACAUUCUCAGAAAUCCUCUUUCAAGCACAGAAUACUGCUGCCGAAGGGGAAAGACAAAGGUCAAAAGGUGCCGGAAGGCCAAAGCAUUACACUGGAAACUCAACUCGGACUCUACGACGUCAUGCUCUGAAAAGGACAAGGAUUGCAGGAACAAAUCAGACUUUCAUCAGCAGCUGGAUGACAAAGAAGCCAGAAUUCGAAGUGGAGGGUGUCCGAGAUGAAGGCACUGAAGCCCCAUAUGAGCCAAGCCCUGUUCGAGAGGAGGAAGAAGAAUCUUCCGAAUCAGCAUCAAAUUCAUCUGGGGAUUCCAUGGGAAAGAAUCCAUCUCGAUCAUCACCUUUUGAAAUAUUAUUCAGCGAACAGGAGGAACAAAUUCAGAAAAUGCUGGAAGACGUCCUGAAUGGACAGCCACCCUGCGAUGACAGUCCAGAGACAUUCACAGAUUCAGUUCUCAACGCUCUUGAUUACAAAGACUUCCCUGCCUUACAUCGGGCUCGAGAAAAAAUUGCAGCGAGCAGCAAAGACAAGAAGCUUGAUGUGGUUUUCUGA
Molecule: messenger RNA, 810 nt
Organism: Suillus subalutaceus
Lineage: Eukaryota; Fungi; Basidiomycota; Agaricomycetes; Boletales; Suillaceae
Exons: 2
Coding region: 1-810 (269 amino acids)
Source: RefSeq, a predicted model, not a curated record